This is a messenger RNA of Ruditapes philippinarum (Manila clam), 4223 nucleotides long. RefSeq lists its product as uncharacterized. The transcript is spliced from 7 exons. Gene Ontology annotation, biological process: regulation of apoptotic process. The coding region runs from base 916 to 2724 and encodes 602 amino acids. The record is from RefSeq and is a predicted model, not a curated record. Lineage: Eukaryota; Metazoa; Mollusca; Bivalvia; Venerida; Veneridae.
AAUAAUAUCUGUUUGUAUUAAAUAAAAUUGUUUUGGCGUCUUAAGGUAAAAGGAAGCUCCGGGUAAUGUUUUCGCCAAUAAAAUCGUCAAAAUAUGUCAGCUGAAAGAAAGAAUACAAUAAAAUCGUGUAAUAAACUGUUUACAAUAAUUGGACAUCGAUGAUAAAAUAUUGCAUGCAAGAGAUAAAAUAGCCAUAAUUUCUUGUCCACACAAGCAACCUAACGAUAUCAAGACGGGUAGUGUGGGCAUAGAAACACGGAAAAAACUGCUGUAUCAUUAAUAAGUGUAAAUUCUACAGUGAGGUGGAUUUUAACAUUUCUUAUUCUGAUAUUAUCAGGGACAUUUCUUUAACUUGAGACUUAGAUAAAAAGUCAUAAAUAUAUAAAAACAUGCAUUUGUCGCGUUGGUUAUUGAACGUAGAUUUUACGUGGAAUAUCUAUUUCAAACAAUACAUAAUACUUUCUUGAUGUCAAAAUUGUUUUUCAAUUUUAUCAUAAUGAAUUAAACUUGUUGAUUUAUUACGGGUACGACUUGGUUUAAAACACUUGUAUUUCGUUCAUCAUGCUAUAAAGUCAUUAAAAUGGCGCGCCAACAUACUUGAAAUUUCACAUGGUAAAUUAUUUUCGAUGAUGCGUAUGAUUAAACUAACAUUUUGAAAUAAAAGUAAAGUCGAGUAUUUGUUUGUUCAAAAGCAAAGAAAUCAAUGGAGUGGUGAAGUUUGGUUCAAAAGUGGGUAUUGUGACACAAAGAUGAUCCAUACGUUACGUUAAGGGGAAAUUAUGAAAUGUGAACGCAGGAUAAAGGAUAAACAAGAAGUAGCAAAGGAAAUCUAUGGAAUAUUUAGUUAACGCAACACUGAAUUGUUGACGUACAUUCAGCAAAAACAAAUAAAAAAUAAAAAGGCAGACGACAAACAUGGACGAGAAGCAGAAGAGUAUUCUAGAUAGAAACCAAUGGUUGCUGCUAGGAAAUAUCGUUAUGACAGAAGAUUUUUUUCAAGCUUUAAGGACAGAAAAUGUGCUUCCAGACACCAUGGUGAAGGAUAUUCGGGACAAAGCAACACAAUAUGAGAGGAAUACCAAGUUAUUAGAGACACUGCGUCUUCGAGGCGGAGAUUCAUACAGGAAGUUCCGCCAUGUUUUGUACUUGACGGGUCAUCUUCUACUGGCCGACCAUCUGUAUGGGGAGGAUAUCGAAACAAAACUCCUUCGUGCGGACGAAGUAUUUGGAAAAUUUCCGAAGGUUUUCAACCAUGUUAGUGAUGACACAAAGACCAAGCUCCUGAAAUACUUAGAAACAAAGGUAAAAGAAAGAGCUAUAACAAAUGCAUGGCUUACAUCGGGACAAGAGAGGAGCGAAUUGUUGGAAGCAAAGAAAAUUCAUUACGAUGCCGAGAAAGAUUACAGGAUAAAGCUGGAAACUAAAACAAAAAAGAUGGCCCAAAUGAAAGAGGAACUUCAGCGGUUAAAGGAAGAUAUAAAAUCAAAAGACGGAGAAAUAGUACGGUUGAAAAAAGAAAUUGUUGAAAAUCAAACAAUGUUUAAACAAGAUUUAGCAAAACAAACACGCUUCAAUGCAGCAAACAACAAUUCAAUUAUACAAUUGAGGGAUAGAUAUGAUAACUUUAAUGAGCGGGUGCGAACAGUCAAUAUUGCUAUACGUCAGUUUCUAGAGGCAGAACAAGAAGACAUAGAGGAAGAUGUAGAAAAUAUCAAGAUAUCUGUCUUAGAGAGGAACGUCAGGCGACUGAUACAACUUGCUCGGACAAAUAUUGAACAUACCAGCAGCAGUAUGAAUGAGAAAGAGGCGGUUGUAUCACUUUUACGGACUUCUUCUAGACACAAGAAACACAGUUUGCCUGACAUAGUAAAACAAUACGUUGAAAAACAGGAACGGGCAAAGAUGGCCCUUGCAAAUGAGCUGGAAACACUUCUUACGUGUAUCAGAGGUCCAAAAUUCAAGUUGACAUACAAGACGAAAUCAGAUCUGAAAUUUUUGAAAUCUCAGAUGUCGAUGUUAAGGGAAGAAGUAGAGCACAUGAAGAAGAAAAUAGAGUGGAAAGACUCCCAGAUUUCCGAAUUAAUCAAGGAAAAAACUUUAGGAACGGACUGUGAGCACAUGUCCCAACAGCAACAAAGCCGGACUGUAACAUUCCCGCGCCUGUCAGUGUCGUCUGCUCAACGCGAUUCUCCCGAUUCUACGCGAGAAAUAGAAAGGGUGUAUCAACAAUUUGAUAGGUUUAAUAAGGAAGCACAUUCCCCUCCUCCAAAGCAGAGUAGAAGAAGGAGGGGCUCAUUAGCUGAAGUGGAUUUAGAAAAUGGACGAUCGCCGUCUCCGGUUUACAGAAACAGGCAAAAUUCUAAGUUAGACGCCAGUGACCUUGACCUUUUUGGGUCUACCGGGUCUACCGUACAUUUUCGAAGAAGUUUUACUGAUAUUGCUUCAUCCAGUUUCCAAAGUCUUUCAAGUAAAUCAUGUAGUUCGGUUGAUAAAGCAUUUACGCCAAGACAAACGUCUGAUAUGAACGAUAAAAUAAAGCUAGAUUUGAAACGCAGGAGGGAAACAAAAACUGAGCCGGAAGCUGAUUACGUUAGGGAAGGGAGACGACCCUCCCUGGCAGAACUUAUCACAAUAUAUGAGAGUACCAACGAUGGAAAAGACGCAGACAGUCAUCAACUAGAAGACAAACAUGAAAGAAGAUUACCUGUUCUACAAGAAACCUGACUUAAUGUAUAAAUUCUGAAAUAUUGAAUAUACGAAGGACGGUCAGAAAAUAUCCGGACUUUUGACUUUCUCGAAAACCAUUCAACAUUUUUAAAAAAAUCUCUCUACUCUUUUUCAAAAUAUUAUCCACCUACGUCUACGCACAUUUGCUAUCUUUGUGGGAGCUUUUGUAUUCCCGCUGUGAACCAUGACGUAGACCUAUGUUUUAGGUACUGUGUAACAGCAGAUAUCAAAGCCGCCCUGGUCUUAUAUUUCUUUCCAGCAAGCAAUUUUUUCAGUUCUGGAAAAAUAAAAGUCACAGGGGCGAGGUCUGGGCUAUAAGGAGGGUGAGACAACAAUUUCCAUUUGUAAGAGUUGAUAACUUCCACUGUAGCUGCGGCGGUAUGGGAGGGGACGUUAUCGUGAAGAAGGAGGACAUUUUUCUGUGCUAACCUUGGACGCAUUUGCUUCAACUUUUCUCUGAGAUUUUUCAGAAUUACUUCAGAAUAGUACUUGGCAGUGACAGUUUGACCUUUUGGCAUGAAAUGAGUGAGUAUCAUUCCACGUGAAUCCCAAAAGGCAACAAGCAUGACUUUGCCAGCCGAAGGAGACAGCUUAAACUUUUUAGGAGGUGGGGAAACAGCUCGUUUCCACUGCUUUGAUUGAGCUUUUGUCUCAGGUUCGGAAUAAUGAACAAAGAUCUCAUCUCCAGUGAUAAUGCGGUUCAAAAAUUAUCUCCUUCACGAUUAAAACAACUUAAAUGUUCUUUUGCAUUGGUUACUCUGGUUGCCUUUUGAUCUGCGGACAGCUGUCUAGGCACCCACCUGGCACUUACCUCGCUCAUGCCUAGGUGUUCGUGUAAAAUCUUGUGUGCCGAUGCCUUACUGAUGCUAAACUUGUUGGCUACCUCCUCCAAAGUUACUCUACGAUUUUUGUUGACAAAAGCUUUUACAUUUGCUACCAUUGUUGGGGUCACCGCCUCAGCUGGCCGCCCGUCCUAGGCCUGUCACAAACACUUGUUCUGCCUUCACGAAACUGAGAAACCCAGUUGUAGAAGGUUGAACGUGAUACACAUUUAUCAGAAAAUCUUUUAAGCCUCUGAAAGAUGUGGCAGGGCUUUUCACAUUCAGCAACCAGAAACUUUAUUAUAGAGCGAUGUUCCUCUUACAAAGAGUCCUUGGUAGACGAAACACCUAUCAUAUAUCAGGGGGCAAAAUACUGUGUACACAACUAUCAUUGAAAAUAAACUGACCACGUUAUUGGGCGAAUGAAUGUAGAUUUCACCAAUAUAUAACGUGUGUAUAUAGCUUCACGUGGAAAGAGAGGAGCAUGAAAAGUCUGGAUAUUUUCUGACCGUCCCUCGUAUAAUUUGAAGGCGUUUUUAUAUUUGAUAUGUUUAGAACAAGAAUUCGUCUCAUUUGCACAGUUAACUUUACAAAUUUUAUAGCAGUUUUUUUUCAGUAAACAUAUGUAAAACGAAACUUUCAUGUAUAAAAUGUAUUGCAUUCCAUCACUUUUUG